GCGGCAGGGCGGGCUGGGCGGAGCGAGAUGACGCGGCAGGGUGGGCGGGUCUGGACCGGCUGACGCGUGGAGACCGAGCUGCGGCCCUGACGAUGGCGGAGUCCGCCCGGUCGAUCGCCCUGGGCGCCGUUCUCAAGAGGAGCGAGGCCAUUCCUGAGGGGACCCCGCAGGUCAGAGGCUACGACUUUAACAAGGGGCUCGAUUACCCGGCGCUGCUGCAGUCGUACCUGACGACUGGUUACCAAGCCACCAAUUUGGGACUGGCCGUGGAACAGAUCAACGCCAUGAUCGAGGCUAAGCUGGAGCCACUGGAUGAUUGCGACAACCCAAAUAAUCUGAACCCGUGUCAGAGAGAUAAGACAGGCUGCACCAUCUUUCUGGGCUACACAUCGAACCUCAUCAGCUCCGGCAUCAGGGAGACCAUUCGCUAUCUCGUCCAGCACAACAUGGUUGACUGUGUGGUGACCACGGCUGGUGGGAUCGAGGAGGAUUUCAUUAAGUGUCUCGCUCCGACAUUCCUGGGGGAUUUCAGCCUGAAGGGUAAAGAUCUCCGACAGAGUGGGAUUAACAGAAUUGGAAAUCUGCUGGUUCCUAACGACAACUACUGCAAGUUCGAGGAUUGGGUGACUCCGAUCCUGGAUCAGAUGCUUCUGGAGCAGAAGCAGCAGGGAACCAAGUGGACUCCCUCCAAAAUGAUCGCUCGGUUGGGGAAAGAAAUCGACAAUCCCGAGUCUGUCUAUUAUUGGACCUAUAAGAAUAACAUUCCUGUCUUCAGUCCAGCCCUAACUGACGGUUCCCUGGGAGACAUGAUCUACUUCCACUCUUACAAGAACCCUGGCUUGGUGCUGGACAUUGUGGAAGAUAUCCAGAGGAUGAACAGCCAGGCCGUGUUUGCCAAGCGGACGGGAAUGAUCAUUCUCGGGGGUGGUGUGGUGAAACAUCACAUUUCCAACGCUAACCUGAUGCGCAAUGGUGCAGACUAUGCCGUGUACGUGAACACAGCUCAUGAAUUCGAUGGGUCGGACUCGGGAGCUAAGCCGGAUGAAGCGGUUUCCUGGGGUAAAAUCCGUAUGGACGCCAAGCCCGUGAAGGUCUCCGCCGACGCCACCCUUGUUUUCCCUCUACUGGUCGCCGAGACAUUUGCCAGAAAGUUCCACAAAUUGGUGCCUGGAUCGAAGAUAGAGUGAGCUGCACCCUGGUGUCUGUGACCCGGACGCAGAAGGAGAGGCAACCUCCUGCAAGGUCAAAGGAGUCGGACAAAGAGGAGUCCUGCAGCUCCUCGGAACUGCAUUUGACUUGGCUGGUUAUAGUCGAUUUGCUGCUGGGCUGUUUGAGGGACAGGUCGAGGCGCCCUUUAUUUAUUUCACUCUCCCUCCUUACUGUGGUCCUCGCCAUUUACUCUCAGGAAUUUAGUUUAGCAUAUGACUACUUUAACCGCAUUUACUGUCCAUCUGAAAUGUCGGCUGCUUGCGGGACUUGAAUUAAAGCAGAUUCUUCCCA
Messenger RNA from Callorhinchus milii (elephant shark), 1500 nucleotides. RefSeq names its product deoxyhypusine synthase (gene dhps). Gene Ontology annotation, biological process: peptidyl-hypusine biosynthetic process. Lineage: Eukaryota; Metazoa; Chordata; Chondrichthyes; Chimaeriformes; Callorhinchidae. The record is from RefSeq and is a predicted model, not a curated record. Gene Ontology annotation, molecular function: deoxyhypusine synthase activity. The transcript is spliced from 10 exons. Bases 93 to 1187 code for a protein of 364 amino acids. Gene Ontology annotation, cellular component: cytoplasm.